AUGGACAGGAAUAGGCUCGCUAAACAGAUAUUACAAUGGGAACCACAAGGAGAAGAAACAAGAAUGGGAAGACCACCAACAUCAUGGAGAGAAACAAUUACUAGAGACUUAAAGGAAAUGGGGUUAAUUUACGAUGAAGCUAUACAAUUGGCAAGAAACAAAACCGAAUGGGAUGCAUUUUUAUUGCCCAUUGCACCAAAUGGCGACUGGUCAAAUAGGUAGAUAGAUAGACAAUUUUUCCGAUGGUACCUUUUUGCCACGAUGUUUAUGUUCUAAACUUAACUGUUAGACUUAGUUUCUUUGUGCAAGAGACGCGAAAACCAUUAUGAAACCAGUUUGGAUUGCAAGUGUGAUUAUUCCGUUUUUGAAAGAGUUGUACACGAAGUCUCCAAAGUAAAGAAAAGAAGUCCGUUUUCAUUACAAUAUCUGAGCAACAAAAAGUUAACCCUUUAAGUACCAUGGCUCUGCCGAAAAGAGAAAUGUCGUUAUGGCUAUGUAUUUAAGAUAGUUAUGUUAAGGUACCGCUAGUAAUGGCACAGACAAGUCUAGAUGUUGUCGAUAGGGUUAG
Didymodactylos carnosus is the source of this 568-nucleotide messenger RNA. The record is from the annotation of a GenBank genome assembly. Lineage: Eukaryota; Metazoa; Rotifera; Eurotatoria; Philodinida; Philodinidae.